CUAAUACUGUGACUCAGCCAAUGACUGUUGAGUAAAGUUGUACGCUCCGUCCCACUUUUAAACGUCACCGUUGUCAGCGCGGGAAAUGUGAGCUAGUGUGUGGCGCUGAAUAUUGAGAAUAACCGCCAAACUAAAGCUCAGGCAUUUUCGGUCCUGUUCCUGAUUGUCCUCCGGAGAGCAUCAUGCCGUGUGAAAGGAAGCCCAUGCGUUACGGUCACUCAGAAGGCCACACUGAUGUCUGCUUUGAUGAUGAGGGAAAGUGUAUUGUGACCUGUGGGAGUGACGGCGACGUCCGCAUAUGGGAAAGUCUAGAUGAUGACGAUCCCAAGUCCAUAAAUGUCGGGGAGAAGGUCUAUUCUGUAGCACUGAAGAAUGGAAAGUUAGUUACAGCAGUUUCCAACAACACAGUUCAGAUUCACACUUUCCCAGAGGGAGAUCCAGAUGGCAUUCUCACUCGAUUCACCACCAACGCAAACCACGUCACCUUCAACAGCAGCGGGUCAAGAGUGGCUGCAGGCUCAAGUGACUUUAUUGUGAAGAUAGUGGAGGUGGUGGACAGCAGUCAGCAGAAGACCCUACGAGGACAUGACGCUCCAAUCCUCAGUGUGGCUCUUGACCCUUCUGAUGAGUUCCUUGCUUCCUCCAGCUGUGAUGGAUCGGUUACUGUGUGGUCUAUUGAGUCACAGACUCAAGUAGCUCAAUGGAAAAUUCUCCAGAAGUCAAGUGAUGUGAGCAAUGCCAAGUCUCUCUGUAGGCUCGCAUGGCAGCCGCAUUCUGGAAAGCUUCUUGCUGUACCAGUGGACUUGACCGUUCAAUUGUAUGACAAAAACACAUGGACACAUGUCAGCACGCUCUCUGAUGACCUCAUCACACAGGUUGUUAAUGUUGUGGUCUGGUCGCCGUGUGGGAAGUUUCUGGCUGCAGGAACAGUUGGUGGAAACCUGUUGAUUUGGGAUGUAGAAGCCAAACUGUGUAUCGAGAGACAGAAACACGAGAAAGGGUUCACUGUGUGUGGGAUGGCGUGGCAUCCCUCAGGGGUCCGGAUCGCUUACACUGACACCGAGGGCUGCCUCGGGCUCCUGGAAGGCGUGUCGUCCUCAUCGCCAUCCUCUUCCUCUACUAUCCAAAGCACCAAGGCCACUGCAGCUAAAGAAAAAAAUGACUAUGAUGACCUGUUUGAUGAGGAUGAUGACCGGAUGCUGGACGAGGGCAUGAGUGACUCGCGGUCUCCGGUGAAGAAACCCGUCAUGGAAGAGGAUGACGACGACGAUGACCUCAUGCCUGCCACGGGCAGACCACGGAACAGAGGGUCCUUCCUGGAUGACGAUGACAAUUCUCAAGAUGCAGGCUCUGUAAAACUGGAUGGAGUUCCAGAGGAGGAUGGCAGCAGUGCUAUUCUUCCUGCUGUGGGUCCUGCAGUGUCCCGUCCCGUAUACGAGGGUCCCAUGCCCACACAACCCCAAAGGGCUUUCCAGCCGGGAUCCACCCCAGUGCACCUCAUGCAUCGCUUUAUGGUGAGGAAGAACCAUAGCAGUUGUCAAUUCAAAUGUAUAGAAGAUCAGUUUCACGACACUGCUGUCCAUCAUGCCAUGCACCUCACAAACACCCUGGGCCACACCAUGGCUGAUCUAUCCCAGGAGGCCGUGCUGCUGGCCUGUGAGGGAACUGAUGAGCUUGCCAGUAAGAUCCAGUGUUUGCAUUUCUCAUGCUGGGACACACAUAAGGACUGGAUAGUGGAUCUUCCUAAAGGAGAGGAUGUCCGUGCGUUGUGUUUGGGUCAGGGCUGGGCUGCAGUGGCCACCAGUGCUCUGAUGGUCAGGCUGUUCUCUAUUGGUGGAGUGCAGAAGGAGAUCUUCAGCCUGCCUGGAGCUGCUGUCUGCAUGGCAGGACACGGAGAGCAGCUCCUCAUCGUGUAUCACAGAGGUACUGGGUUUGAUGGAGAUCAGGCCCUUGGCGUACAGCUGCUCCAGCUCGGGAGCAAGAGAAGACAGGUCAUACAUGGAGAACCAUUGCCUCUCUCACAGAAGUCCUACCUGGCGUGGUUGGGCUUCACUGCAGAGGGAACCCCAUGCUGUAUUGACUCGGAGGGUGUUGUACGUAUGCUGAACCGGACCCUGGGGAACACGUGGACUCCUGUCUGUAACACCAGAGACAGCUGCAAGAGCAGAUCAGACCAUUACUGGGUUGUCGGUGUUCAUGAGAAUCCACAGCAGCUCAGGUGUAUCCCAUGUAAAGGCUCACGUUUCCCACCCACCCUACCUCGCCCUGCUGUGGCCGUCCUGCCCUUUAACCUGCCUUAUUGCCAGACCACCACAGAGAAAGGCCAAAUGGAGGAGCAAUACUGGCGGUCCAUGCUCUUUCAUAACCACUUUGGCUUUCUGUCAUCCAGUGGUUAUGAAAUUGACAGCGAGGGUCAGUCUCAGGCUGAGAAAGAGCAGCAGGAACUGCUAAUGAAGAUGUUCGCUCUGUCGUGUAAACUGGAGCGAGAGUUCCGGUGCGUGGAGCUGGCUGAGAUGAUGACUCACAGCGUUGUGACGCUCGCCAUCCGUUACGCGUCUCGUUCCAGACGCAUGGCACUGGCACAGAGACUCAGUGAACUCGCCCUGGAAAAGGCCAAUCAGUUUCAAGAGGAGGAGCUGGAAGAAGAAGAGCCAACCUAUCAGAGGUUAGCAUGGAAUUCUGGAGGAUCCCGUCAGAUGAGCAGCAGACAAGCACAAGUAGAGAAUGGCUGUGAGGAGGAGGAGGAGGAAGAUUAUCCACAAGAGGAGCAAAUGGAUGCAGAAGAAUCAACAGAGACCAGGAAGCCAAGCUUGAAUCCAAUCAAAAAAGGAGGAAAAUCACCUGAAAGGCCUUCUCCUAAACCAAUGAACAGAGAAGGACGCGUGAACCCUUUUAAGGUGUCCGGUGCAGGAAAGUCGUCAAGUUCACCAGCUGGUCAGCCCAGAACAACUAAUGUUUUGGACAGCAUGACAGUGUCCAGCAGAAAACCCACACCUCUCGGCGGCACAUCAAAACAGGGCAAAGCCCCGGUCCUGAAGCCCCUGGCACCCAAACCUAAGUCCAAGACCCAGGCCACUCUGCUGCAGAUGAGUGCCUCUAAAGGAAACAGUAAGAAACUGGAGAACAGUCAAACAGAAGCAGAAAAAGUGAAACCAGCCCCUGCAGCUACACCUCCAGCAUCAGUGGAGAAUGUUGAAAACAGAAAGCCGAAAACUGGCUUUCAGCUGUGGCUUGAGGAGAAUAGGAAGAGCAUUCUCGCUGACAAUCCUGACUUUGAGGAAAUGGAUGUUAUCAAGGAAGGCAUGGGGCGUUUCCGCACUCUUUCAGCAGAGGAAAGACUGAACUGGACGGAGAAAGCAAAGGGCGACUCUGACCCCAAGAAACGAAAGCGUGAAGAUGAAGAACAAGUAAAUGAACAAAUGGAGUCGGAUGAGGGCAGCGCCAAAAAGAAAAAGCCCCUGGAUGCUUCGGCUAAACUCUCUGCGUUUGCAUUUAACAAAGAAUAGUACUUGACAUAAAUUUGUUUAUUGCUUAUGUAAUUUUUGACAUUUUAUUUUAAUACUGAUUGGGGUGAAAACAUUUUAUUUUUUCCCAUUAUUUACUGUAAUUCUCUGACCUCUCAUUCUGGCUGCUCAUUUGUGAUCUACUCAUUCUCCAUAAAUUUUCUCAAGUUUGAGCUCUUUUGAAAGCAGUGCGUCUCUUCAUUAGCAUUUGAAAUGAAUGCAAGUCUCUUUGUUAAGCAAUUUGCAAUGUGGCAAGAUGGUUAAUAAAAAGGUCUCUUAGUUUGCUUCGGAUGGUUUGUACAUAUUUUUUGUGUGGUUUUGUAUUGUAUGUAAAACAAAAAAAAAAUUAUAAUAAAAUAUAAAAUAUUA
Molecule: messenger RNA, 3872 nt
Organism: Cyprinus carpio (common carp)
Lineage: Eukaryota; Metazoa; Chordata; Actinopteri; Cypriniformes; Cyprinidae
Product: WD repeat and HMG-box DNA-binding protein 1-like
Exons: 26
Coding region: 183-3506 (1107 amino acids)
Biological process (GO): mitotic cell cycle; DNA repair; DNA-templated DNA replication
Cellular component (GO): nuclear replication fork
Molecular function (GO): chromatin binding; protein binding
Source: RefSeq, a predicted model, not a curated record